Hibiscus syriacus is the source of this 1128-nucleotide messenger RNA. RefSeq names its product B3 domain-containing transcription factor VRN1-like. Gene Ontology annotation, molecular function: DNA binding. Bases 1 to 1128 code for a protein of 375 amino acids. Lineage: Eukaryota; Viridiplantae; Streptophyta; Magnoliopsida; Malvales; Malvaceae. The transcript has 4 exons. The record is from RefSeq and is a predicted model, not a curated record.
AUGGCGAGAAGGACCAGUUUUUUCAAGAUUUUAAUCUUCGACUUCCUUACUCGGCUGCGAAUCCCACCAGCUUUUAUAAAGAACUUGGAGGAGAAUCUACAUAAGAAAUUGCCUCGAGAGUCUGUACUUGAAACCUGUGAUGGGAGAGUUUGGCAUGUUGAUGCUGAAAAGAUUGAUGACAAUUUAUGUUUCAACAAUGGUUGGAAGCAAUUCGUGCAACAAAACUCUCUAGAGAUGGGAUACCUCAUAGUUUUCAGCUACCAUGGGAAUUUAAGAUUCAAGCUCGAAAUUUAUGGGAGAAAUUGCUGCAGAAAAAGGGAACAGCCGUUGAGAAAGCAUGAAAGGAAAACAACAGCAGGCAAACCAGUCCCUGUAUAUCGACCGAGACCGAUCCGAAAUGUUCGGAGAAAGAAUCUUGGGAACUUGAAUCAUGUGAUGAGAAGAGGUGAAGGAGGAUCUAAAGUGUUUAGUAAGUGUUCAGGUGGGAGAGCUGGUGAAGUUGAGUAUAUAGUAAUAUCUGAUAGUGAUGAUGAGGAAAGCUUGUUUGGUCAAAUGGAAAAUCCGAAGAAAACCAGUGGACUUGAAACUGACCAGAAUUACAGCUCUAGAUAUCCAUUCUUCAAAGUUACCAUGACACAUUCUUACGUGAACAGACUUUCUGUGAAUGUACCGAAAAGAUUCUUGAGGGCAAAUGGUUUGAAACGAAUAGCGAUGACCAUAAAACUCAGGGUUUCAGGUAAAACAUGGCUUGUGAACAUGUCCAAUCAUCAACGAUAUGCUAGAUUUUGCGCUGGUUGGGCCAAUUUUGCGAAGGAUAAUCGCCUGCAAGAACAGGACGUUUGCCUGUUUGAAUUGAUCGAUCGUAAAGAUGUAAGUUUUCGAGUUACUAUCUUGUCCGGAAAAAUGAUGAUGAAAGAGGUGGGAUACAAGCAAAACUGGGGUGAAGAGGCACCGUCGCUUCUCAUUAAUCCCAGAAAAUCGUCAGCCUGUCCAAGGCUAGAGACCAUUCUGGAAGAAGGGUAUGAGAAUCAUGCAGUUUUUUCCAAGAAAUUAUUGGUUGUUCUUCCCCUGGUGUUGUCUACGGCUGUCUAUUUCCUGCUAAACAAGGAUUUGACUCUCUGUGCUUGA